Molecule: messenger RNA, 1332 nt
Organism: Vigna unguiculata (cowpea)
Lineage: Eukaryota; Viridiplantae; Streptophyta; Magnoliopsida; Fabales; Fabaceae
Source: RefSeq, a predicted model, not a curated record
AUGUGUUGCUCUGGUGGGAAAGUCUUACUUCCACGUGUUCCUCCUCCACAUGAGCUUCUUCAAAUAUUUUCAGAUCAAACAUCUGAAAGUAGACAUUUUAGACAACAUAUAAGAAGUUACAAUCAUGUCUUCUCAUUCACUUCUCUUGGUGUUCAUAUGGAUGAAACUAUAGUAGCAAAUGGUCGUGGUAUAUAUAGUUUUCGUGCUCAAGGUGCAAUUUAUCAUAGGAUAGGAGGAUUUUAUCCAAAUGAUGGGUCCAGACCCCGGGUUUUGCAGUUGUACAUUUAUGACACUGAACAUGAAUUACAAAAUAGGAUGUUGGAAAACCCUCAACUUCAUCAAACUAUUGUUCAUAAAUUGCAACAAAUAUUACACCGGUGCAAUCCUUUUGUGCAUGUAUUUCGACAACUUGCUCAAGAACCAAAUAUUCAGAUAUGUUCUUUACUCAUUAAAGAGCGUCCUGCGAAUCAACCACAGUAUCAUCUUCCAACUGCAUCUCAAGUACCAACUAUUAUUGUUACUGCAGACACAGAAUCAAUGGCACGUGGCCGAGAUAUUAAAGUUGACACCAACACAAAAAAUCAUAAUGGCCAAAGUAUCUCUUGCAGAGAAUAUUAUAGUUUCAUGCUUCAGAUUCGUCCAAAUGAUCAGUCUGUAAUAUUACAAGCAGGACGACUUUUACAACAAUAUGUUGUAGAUAACUACGUUAAGAAUGAGACCGGAAGGUUACGAUGGAUUCGUAAUCAUCAAAACAACAUUCGUGCUGAAGUGUACAAAGGUUUGCAGGAUGCUUUGCAUGAAGGACAAACUCACGCAGAUACUGUUGGAAAGAGGACAAUAUUACCAUCGUCAUUUAUUGGUAAUCGUCGAGACUUGACACAACGAUAUCAAGAUGGUAUAGCAAUUGUUGCUCACAAUGGAAAACCUGAUAUUUUCCUUACAAUGACAUGCAAUCCAUCUUGGAGUGAAAUUUCUUCUGAACUACAAAAUCAACAAACUCCACAAGAUCGCCCUGACUUGCUCACAAGAAUCUUUCGAGCAAAAUUUGUGCAAUUGAAGGAAGAUGUUGUUAAUAAAGGAGUCCUCGGAAAAGUUAUUAGUUAUAUGUAUGUUACUGAAUUUCAAAAACGUGAGUUGCCGCAUGUACAUAUGCUAUUGAUCUUAGAUAAUAAUGAUAAGUUACGUGAUCCACAAGAUUAUGAUAGCAUUGUGAGGGCAGAAAUACCAAAUAAGGCAGAAGAACCACAAUUGCAUGAAGCUGUGUUGAAACACAUGAUACAUGGUCCUUGCGGAACUCUCAAUCCUAGAUCACCAUGUAUGAAGCACAAUUAA